GACAAUGGGUCAAUUACGCAAACACGUUAAUGAUAAUUUAAAAGAUUAGUAGCAUUAGCCGACCAACAGUAUAAAGCAGCCCUUAGGUGUCAGAGGGGUUCAGUUGCGAAGUGAAUGAGCGCGUUGGGAAGGUUAAUGUGCAUUGCGAAACUUGGUCAGAUUCUAAUCUGAAAGUUAUCUUAUUAGCUAUUUACAAGAACGCUUGAAUCUCAGCCGACAGUUUUAAAUCAUCUGGGAACUAUAAAAAGAUAACACAACUGACUUGCGAGUAGUGUUUUGUAGUUAUCGGAAGGACAGGCUGAUGAAAAUAUCAACUUUUGGGAAAAUGGAGUUAAAAGUAAUACCAUCAUUGCUGCUGCUAAUUUUGGCUUCCACACAAGCCACUGCUUUGCUUUUUGGACUGGCGAAGGAUCUUCCGAGAAAAAAGUGCAGCCCUUUAGAGCUGUCUACCUGUAGUCAACUGGGGUACAACAAAACCCGGUAUACUCCAAGUAUCUACUUGACGUCACGACGGUCGGAGGUCUUCGAGUAUUUCGGUCUGCUACGAAUGACAAAAUGUUCGAAGGAUCUGUUAUUUUUCAUCUGCAUGAUGUAUCAGCCAAUCUGUUUCGAAGAUUACGACAAGGUUAUUCCACCCUGCAGAUCUGUUUGCGAAAACGUCAGGGACGGCUGCAUUGGCAUCGUCACACGAUACGGAUUUCAGUGGCCAGAAGAGCUCGACUGCCAGAAGCUGCCCGAUCACCACAAUGGGGUUUGCAUCAAACCAAGUGCAAUUAUCAAAAAUCAAAUUUACGAACAUGAAAGCAAACAGUCUGAGAAUUCUGUUUCGUCUGAAAAGAAAGCAACAGCAACAACUUGCCCCCUUUGCCCACAGCCACGGAGUCUGAAGAAAUUCAGAUAUUACAAGAGAGCCGACUUUGCAUUACAAGGGCAGUUUAUAAAGAGAUCAACUGGUGCCAACGGGGAGACGUCUUUGUCUGUCAAAGUUUUGAAGACAUACAAAAUUGGAGAAGUUGGAAUACCAACAUCAGGCAUCGUUGAGCUGAAAUCAGAAAGUGCAUGCUUCUGUCCAAACAUGAAGUUGGACAAAACUUACAUCAUAUUGGGUUAUCAGAGUGCAAAAAGAAAGCAGCUUCUUUUUGACGAUAGAGUCAUUGCCGAAGUUGCAACUCCGUUUUUUGAAAGAAGAAUGAUGAAAUAUGCAUUAAGGUAUCAGGAACGGCUGCAAAAGAGACGUCAAAAGAAGCUAAGAUUGCUGCGGAAAAAGAAGACACGCUAAGCAUGUUACUGCAUUGCAUACCCUACUGAAAGAAUGGCAAAUUGCAUUUUGGCAGUGUCAUCAAGCUAUGCCGUUUAAGGGAAUCCUGUGGAAUUGAUGGACGAAAGGACAAUUGAAGCUCCAGUAUUUAUGUGAACAAGUAGUCAAAUAAUCCACAGAAAGACCACAUAAAUGUUUUUGUAAUUGGGGCAUAAAUUUAACAACGGGAAAGGACAGGAAAGUCCUAAGAUGCAGUCAUUAUCGCCAAACCACAUUCGUUUUGCCCCUGAUUGAUUGGUAUCAUGUCUUCUUUUACACAAAUUUGAUAAAAAACAGCAAAUAGAAUGUUAGCACGACAGUCCCCUGUAUUUCGUUUAUCACGUUGCAUGCUUGAUUGACGACACUGUUCGCCCCAGUCCCCAGAUUUCCUCUUCUUAACGAUAUGUAACACCGUGUACCAUUCAUUAGAACCUUUAUCAUGUCGUUGCCUAUAUCAAUAUCAAAUGCAACAACUGAAAUAGUUUUCCCUAGAAGAUGUGGCCACCAGCGGUAAAAUAGAAGAUUAUAAUUCCUUUAUUUUAUAUUUUGUAACCUCUGAAACCCAUUUUUAUACGGCAUACUUAUAUAUGUAAACGGGCUUUUGGUUUCCGAACAAAAACUAAAAAGCAGUAUUCUGUAAAUAGUCAACUGAUAUUGAACACUUAACCUUGUAUGCAAAUAGCUUUUACAGAUAUAGUAGGGUUCAUAUACCUUUUAUAAAGUAGACAACACGUAAGCUGUUACUGUCAUUAUCGAAGUAUAUUAAGAAGCAAAGUAAUUUGUGUAGCAGGCUCCUACACCAGGGCAUUUGGUAUAGAUAAGACAUCAUCACAAACAAAUAACUCGCUUCCUUUAUUUGAACUUCCAAAGCAAACUUUUAAAAAUGUUGUCCGAGAAUUCAACGACAAUGGCUUGUAUCAGCGUCCAUCACAUGUACCCCUCCCCAUUUCUACUUUCGUUUUUAAAGCGUUGGAGAGAGCUUUGACCCAUGCCUUCUUUAAAAGAGAGCAAAAAUCUAUAAAUAAUCCCUUUUAAAGUGAUUUCUGUUGGAUGCGAAUGCCAGUUUGAUAGUUAAAAAAAUGACUAACAGUUAAUUACCAGCUUUUGAACUUUCUUUCUUAAAGUUAAUAUGAUGUAAUUUUUCUCAGUAUAGAAUUUUAAAUCGAAGUUUGAUCCCGAGCCGCAAAUAACAAAACUGUUAACACUUGUAUCACUGAAGUUUCGAAAAAUUUGUUUGUGAAAGCCAUGACCCUUGUGGGUGGGGUCUUUCAGAGAUCUAAAUUCUAAUGGUUGGUGGGAGACCAACAACGGCGGCAAUCACAUUUAUGGUUUAUUCUAUGUUCACAUUUAUGGCUCUGAACAGCGGCGGUUUUAGAGGGGUCCCGAGGGGGGGCCACAGCCUCAGGCCCUGCGCUUUUGGUAGCCAGGCGGGGCUUCGCACCUAAGAGAAAAUCAACAUAGCUAUGAGUAGGUAACAAAUCAUGACAAACUGCAAACGUCUUUGAUCUUGGAUGCAGUUAAUGUCAAUGCCAACUAAAUAGAAUUUUUAAAUAAUUUUAGAAAACUGGGAAUAAGUUAACCUUUUUGUCAUCAAAACAAAUCAGCCUCUGUGUGAAGACAUUGAUAUUGAAUUCACAUAGAACUUGACUAAGACUUGUGGGCUGAUUUGGUUGUACAGGCAAAGUAUAUAGGGUGAAUAAUAACUGAAGGAGACAUUCAAAGUUCACAGGCAUAAACUAAGUCCACUUGUAUUAUCAAACAGAAAUUCUCACAUGGACAACAAUUUUGAGAAGUUUGUUUAAAGGUAAAAUUGAAAAUCAGGCACACUUUGAUUUUCAGAAAUAAAGUUUAAAGAUAAAAGCAAUAAAAUAAUAGAGCAAAGAAUACACAAAGAUUGAAUGAAGUAAUUGUUUGGUUGAAGUGGAGUGAUUGAUUGACUGAUUAAAGUGAUUGAUUGAAACAAGACUUUGAUUAAAAGAAGCUAAAAAGUUAAAUGGAGUGGAACAAUUUACAAAAGGUGUUGCUGCUAAUAUGCACAAAAUGGCAAGGCUUUGAAAUCAAAAGGGCUUCAGCAGCGUUUAUCAACAAAACAAGGAAAAGCUAAAUGUGCCAACAUAUUAUAGGCAAGGAUGAGGUCCUAUUAGCCCAUGUGUAGUGUAGCAAGAAUCCAUCUAGCAACUUUAGCUCCUCAUCAAUUUUCUAAAAGUACUCCACUUAUCAAUGAAUAAAAAUUUUGUAGUUAACAAAGUAAUUCUUAUGCCAAGAGCCUGUUGAUUUCU
This is a messenger RNA of Rhopilema esculentum, 3576 nucleotides long. RefSeq names its product secreted frizzled-related protein 3. Gene Ontology annotation, molecular function: Wnt receptor activity; Wnt-protein binding. Gene Ontology annotation, cellular component: plasma membrane. The record is from RefSeq and is a predicted model, not a curated record. Gene Ontology annotation, biological process: non-canonical Wnt signaling pathway; canonical Wnt signaling pathway. NCBI's taxonomy places the organism in Eukaryota, Metazoa, Cnidaria, Scyphozoa, Rhizostomeae, Rhizostomatidae.